AUCAUACGUGUUCCAAUUAAAACCUGCGAUAGUAACUCAAUCCUGCCGAGCAAUGUCGGAAUGGGACCGCCAGUCCAGGUGAAUCAAGCGACUAAACAAAACGUCUACAUCAGCCGUGAUUCGGUCUCUGUUCCCGGCUUUGAUCAGCAUUUCAUCAGAAAUAACAUAUCAUAUGUCCAAGACACAUCUUUAGAUGCACCUCCAAAUUCUAUACUCGCUGUGAUAAAGUCGGUGGCGAUAGCCACAAACCGACGAACCUCGUUGGGGAACCGAUAUAUAUAUUUUAAAACUGGAGCAAAGGUUCUAACAAUAAAACAGACUCGAUUUUUGCGACAAACAUUGCUAAUAUGGAUGUCGCCGGCAGUGUUAACAUCAGCACCAUAAGUGAAAUCGGCACAAAUUUUUUCGAAAACAAUACAAACAACAAUCUAGUUCCUACAAACGAAGCUAACAAGUCGAAUCAGAAUAGCCAGAACCAAUCAAAUGUUUUCCGCAACAAAUCGAAACACAAGACGAAAUCGACAAAGCGGCGUCUAUAAGCAAUGGUAAGCUUGUGCAAGCUGAAGACGAAGAGAACGCCAAAGCUAACUCUGAAAACAAUACAUCGGCCAUCAUAGAAAUCAAAACUGGUUUACCAUAUCCAGAAGGCCAAUGGGCUCCUCACAAUUUAGACAGGAAGAAAGUAUAUGACAAGGAAUUUUUAUUAUCUCUAAGGAACAGUCCCGCUAGCAGAAAAAAACCAGACAACUUGCCUGAUGGUGUUGCAAGACUUGGUGAUGGGAGAUAUUCCAUGGGAGGUAGAACUGAUUUUGCAAAUCCACCUUUUCCAAAUUACGUGGCCACCCCCAAAACGUAAUCCUCAAUCUAGUAAAGUCGGUGGCGGCGGGGGUAAAAAGAGGAAACCUCAAGUUAUCAAAACGUCGAUUUCUAUCAGGGAAGAUGUCAAACUGCAUGAAGUGAAAAAUAUUUGGAGACCUGCACGGUUUAGGAAGGAUGAUAAUAUGUCUGACGAUGAAAGAAGAGCUGAAGAAUUAUAUAAAAAAAUCAGAAGAGUGCUCAAUAAAUUAACUCCCCGGAAAUUCGAACUGUUAUUUAGUCAAGUAGGAGACUUACAAAUUGAUACAGAAGAACAGUUACAAAAAGUAGUCGACAUGGUGGUCGAGAAAGCUGUGAACGAAUCUAAUUUUUCGGUUGCGUAUGCGUUGAUGUGUAAGAAGUUGGCUCUUACGCAGGUACCUGCUGCCAACAGUACUGAACAUAAAAAAGAAUGUGUUCAAUUUCGUAAAUUGUUGAUGACAAGGUGUCAAUUGGAAUUUGAGAAACAAUCGUAUGAUGAAACAAUUAGGAAUGAUAAAGUUAAAGAAAUUAAAGAAUGUUCCGACUUUGAAAAGAAGAAGGAGCUGCAAUUUGAACUAGAAGAAUAUGACCGUCGGUUGCGAAUGAAGUCAGUCGGAAUUAUUCGGUUUAUAGGUGAACUAUUUAAGCAGCAGAUGCUGACAACCAACAUAAUGAUGAGAUGUUUGGAUAACUUGUUAGACAAUAAAGAUGAAGAAAAUUUAGAAUGUUUAUGUAAGUUAUUGACAACAAUCGGUAAAGAACUAGAGAGAGAGGUCAAUUUAAGUCCUAUUUUUAACUCGAUGAAAGAUAUUGUCGACAAAAAAUUCGGAAGAAUUAGUAGUAGGGUUAGAUUUAUGCUACAAGAUGUGAUAGAUCUUAGGAAAAAUAAGUGGGUGCCACGCUGCCAAGAUUUAAAUCUUAAAACCAUAGAUCAAAUACAGAAGGAAGCAAAAAAUGAACAAUUGAAUAUUCAGGUGAAGAAUUCAAUACCAAGGACUGCUAGAAAAGAUGAUCGAGGUAGCAGUGCUGGUGCUAAUUCAGAUAGGAAUAGAAGAAACGUUUCAGAUGUUGGUUGGCAGACUACUGCUUCUAGAAAUAGGAUGCCAUUUACUGUCCAAAGUGAUAAGUUAAAAAACAAGCCUCCACAAACCGAUGAACCGUUGGGGAGCCGACAGAUGUUUGGCAACUGGAGCAAAGGUUCUAACAUUAAAACCGACCCAACUAACAUGUACGUACAUACAGCUCUUGAACGUAUCGAUACCGAAAGACGGCCUUCAAGUUCUAUAAUGAAUACAGUUCCAUGCAGUUCUAAGGGACCGAGCUUAGAACGUAGUAAUUAUAAGCAUAAAUCAUAUGAUGGAAACGGUUUAAGAUCUGGAUCACAACAUAGAUCAACGGAAAGAGAAAUUUCACUUCCUGCAAGUCAGAGGGUUGCACCCACGAUAAUUCCUGCACAAAACACAGCGGAGAAAGAGGAGGAACCACUAUCUUUUUUCGAUCUGAUAUCAAGGGAAGAGUUCGACAGAAUGAUCACGGAUGUUUUAGAUAAAAUACACAUUUUUGAAUACAGAAAGCGUAAGUUGUAAUUCAGAAAGCAUAUGAAUGAAAAUCAGAUUUUGUAUUUUUUAUUUUAAAUUCUGCUUUACAUGUAAAAAUAAUAAUCAAUACAAAGUAA
This is a messenger RNA of Zophobas morio, 2512 nucleotides long. RefSeq names its product eukaryotic translation initiation factor 4 gamma 3-like. Gene Ontology annotation, cellular component: eukaryotic translation initiation factor 4F complex. The record is from RefSeq and is a predicted model, not a curated record. Bases 756 to 2423 code for a protein of 555 amino acids. The transcript is spliced from 11 exons. Gene Ontology annotation, molecular function: mRNA binding; translation initiation factor activity; protein binding. NCBI's taxonomy places the organism in Eukaryota, Metazoa, Arthropoda, Insecta, Coleoptera, Tenebrionidae.